CGACAAUGGACCGAAUAGAUAGUGGAUUCGCUGGAUCUCAACAUUCAAACAUGGCCAGCGAAAAACCAGUGCUGCUUCACAGGAGCAACACGACAUCUAUCCACCAACGGAAGUCUAAGAAAUCGGCUCUCGAGUCAACCUCGUCUUCUGUCCAAGUCGCGAAUAUGGAAACCCGUCGACCCGUAUCAGAGCAGCGCUCAAGACCUCUACGCCAGCAAUCCACAACCUCAUCCGAGAACUCAACCAACCGAUCCAAAAGCCGCGGUCAUGGCUCAAAACCCUCGUCCAGGCGUACGUCUUGCACCAUAGUCGACCCUUCACGACCAGCGCGCCACUACCGCGUUAAAAGCUUCCAAACCCCACCCACAGCCGACAUCGACGACGUACUGGCCCUCCACUUCCGCAGCUGCAGCAUCUUCUCCAAUCCCUCUUAUCAAUCCCACUCUGGUCUUCCCUCACCCACACUCUCCCAUGGCGACGCGUUUGGCUUCCCCAGCAACACCAGCACCACGCGCUUCAGCACCGACACUCUGCGCGUCGUCCAAGAAUCCGACGCGCAUCACACCCGCCCCACCACCGAGCCCACCCCUCUCAAUGACGACGCCACCAGCGCUGCUGCCAAAAAAACAAACACGACUAUGCACUGGACAUCCCCUUGCACGCGCCAACGCGAGUACCAAAGAAUCGACAAGGCAAACAGCGGCCUCCGCGGUUUCUUGCGCAGAAUAACGCCUCGAUGCGUGUCUGGCCCCCAGGAAAAAUUCUACAGCAAGACAGAUGAAGAUGCUGGGUCUGUGCGGCGCUAUCGCAUUAGCAACGACGAGUACGAGGAAGACGAUGGCAAAGAAGCCGACUUUGAUCUACAAGCCAUCAAGGAGAAGCAACACCAAGGCGCGAGACCUAGGACUAGCCCGGUCCCGAGGCCUGCGUCAAGACCAGGCAUCAGGAAGAGGUGGACGUGCUUUUAGCCUCUUUUGGUGUGCUGAAGCGGAUUACGACAAUGAUGACGAUGCAGGGAAAGGCACUAUGGCGCCUUUUUCUUCGGAUUCCUACAGUGCGCUAUUAUCUGCUA
Molecule: messenger RNA, 1072 nt
Organism: Bipolaris maydis ATCC 48331
Lineage: Eukaryota; Fungi; Ascomycota; Dothideomycetes; Pleosporales; Pleosporaceae
Source: RefSeq, a predicted model, not a curated record